Molecule: messenger RNA, 1921 nt
Organism: Gavialis gangeticus (Gharial)
Lineage: Eukaryota; Metazoa; Chordata; Crocodylia; Gavialidae
Gene: STOX1
Product: storkhead box 1
Exons: 5
Coding region: 1-1680 (559 amino acids)
Biological process (GO): positive regulation of transcription by RNA polymerase II
Cellular component (GO): nucleus; cytoplasm
Molecular function (GO): DNA-binding transcription activator activity, RNA polymerase II-specific; RNA polymerase II transcription regulatory region sequence-specific DNA binding
Source: RefSeq, a predicted model, not a curated record
AUGGAUCUGAGGAGCGUGGGGAUGCUGGACCUACACCGGGGCUCUUCUAAGGAGGGAGAAGUAGUGGAGGAGGAAGAAAUAGAAGAGACUCCAGACACUAGUAGCGAAAGUAGCAGCAAGGAGCCAUCGGCCAAUGCUGGAGGCAAGCCAAAAGCAUUCCUUGUGACUUGGGAUGUAUCUCCAGUUCACAUGAAUCCCAUUUCCCAAUCCCAGUUUGUUCCUUUGGCAGAAAUUCUUUGCUGUGUCAUAUCUGAUAUGAAUGAAGCUCAUAUUGCUGUUACACAGGAAACCUUAAUGGAUCAACUGGUGAAAAGUUAUCCAGGCAUAGCCAUUCCCUCACAAGAAAUUCUAUAUAAUACUCUUGGAAUGUUAAUUAAGGAAAGGAAGAUCUAUCACACUGGAGAGGGAUACUUCAUAGUGACACCCCACACCUACUUUGUCACUGAUAAUGUCAUGAGGCAUGAGAAAAAGGUCUUGUCAGAGGAUAACUGGUCUUCUCUGCCACCUGUCACAUAUCUUGUAAGCAUAGACAGCUGUGCUGACCUAACAAAAGAAAAUGUUCCUACCAUGACCCACUGCAGAUCCUGUCAUUGUUUCCCUGAUCAGACUACAUUCAGUGAACAAAGAGAUCAGCAACUAAUGAACCAUGAACCUAAGGGAAGAGGUCAAAAAGGCUCUGAAAUGAAACUUUCACUUCGGAGUCAAUCUGUCUCUACAUCAGCUGGUAUUCAUUCCCGUGACACAAUCAAGUCUUUAACUUCAGUGAAAGGAAAAGUGAAAUGUAAAAAGUUUGGCCUUGGUCUUUUUAGGCGUAGCACUUCUUUAAAAAAAAAAAAAAAAAUCCAGAAACCUACAAAAGAGUACUCCACUUUUUCAGCCCAGUUUCCACCUAAACAAUGGCCAGUUAGGGAUGAAGAUAGCUUAGACAAUAUUCCACGUGAUAUUGAACAUGAAAUCAUCAAGCAUAUUAAUCCUCUGCUGAUGGUUGAUAAUUUAAUUAAGCACAAAGUAUUAAGGCAAAAAUUUGAGGAGCUGAAAAAAAAAUACAUUAGUUUAGGUACCUCAACUGAAAAGUUGCCAGUCAGACAAAAGCACAUUUCAAAAGUAUAUGCUCACAUGAAGCAAAAUAAAACAGCAAAGCAUCACAAUAGAAUUGAGCAAAGGAAAUCAAAUUCACUAUAUCAUAAUGAUUAUUUUGAUGAGAAUGCCAAUCCUUGUCAACUGCAACAAAGCCAGGUGGUUUCUGGUGGAGGAGAAAGGAAUAAGAUACUGCAAAAAAUGGGAGCUGAAGCAUCUUUGGAAAACUGGAGUGAAACUGAUCCAACUGAGUAUGAUACCAAUGUCAAUAAACCUGAUUCUUGUGAGCAUGACACAAACAAAUGCCACAGUCUUGCUGGGUCACUGGGUAGCUUAGAGUGCCAGAACAAGAAUUUCAUACGACAAAAUUGUUUCUACAGCCAGAUGCCUCAGUUUGUUUACAAAAAAACAGAAGAGCAGGUGGACCUCGUGGAGCCUAUAGGGGCUUCAGAUGUUGCUGUCACUAUGUUUGACAUCAAACAGAUUUUUAGUAGUAUGCAUACUACAGUUUUAGGACAGAGUGUCCGACAAGAAACAAGUAACUUAGAAGGAACAGAAAAUCAUAGCAUGACAGGAGAUGGUGGAAUUGACUUUCCAAGGUAAGAACUCAAAACAUCAGUGAUCUGCUCAUUUCAUUACUGCGUUGCAUACCCAUUUAGGGAUCCCCCCCCUGCUUUUGAAACAUUUUCACAAAUUCACCUAAAGCAAAACAUUAUGUGAAACAAGUUUGCUACUCACAUGAUCACUUGUGGGGAUGAAAAUCAGUGAAAGGAUUUCACAGAAAUUUGAAACUUCCAGAAGCAUGAAUAAUUAAACUAAAAUUCUGCUGAUUUUAAUUUCCAUU